This is a messenger RNA of Calliphora vicina (urban bluebottle blowfly), 1080 nucleotides long. RefSeq names its product microfibril-associated glycoprotein 4-like. The coding region runs from base 1 to 1080 and encodes 359 amino acids. The transcript has 6 exons. Lineage: Eukaryota; Metazoa; Arthropoda; Insecta; Diptera; Calliphoridae. The record is from RefSeq and is a predicted model, not a curated record.
AUGUACAAACAUUCCCACGAAGCCGCUGUCAAGUCAGCAAUCACUGCUACUACAACAACCAUGCCCCAAAUGUGUUCUAUCAAUGUAAAUGUCAAAAUGUUUCCCCCAAUUGAUGUAGACAAGAAUAAAUUUCAAAAUAUAAAAAGUGAAAUUGCUUCCGGGAACGCAACUCCAGCUACAAAUGCUGAAGUAAAUGUUAAAACUAAAACAACUGCUAAUAUCGAAGACAUACAGCUUGCAACUGUUGCUACUACUGGGAAAAGGAAAUCUCCUGCUCCCACUACUCCCGUGCAGAUAAAAGUUUAUGAUGAUGCUGAACUAAAGAAAAACAUAAGUGAUUUAAAUAAAAGACAAGCCCAACAAGAACUCUUCCUGAAACAAUUUUCCGAAGAUAUAGCAUACAUCAAGAAAUCUAUUAUAAAAAUUGUCAAUCAAAAUCCCGAUUGGACUGUAAUUCAAAGGCGACAAGAUGGUUCCGAAGAUUUCUAUCGCACAUGGGAUGAGUAUAAGGAGGGCUUUGGCAAUUCGCAAGCGGAAUUUUUCAUUGGCCUGGAAAAUCUUCAUGAAAUGACAUCUAGCGCAUCGCAGGAAUUGUUAAUUAUAAUGGAAGAUUUUGAGCAUAAAACACGUUAUGCCAAGUAUGAUAAAUUUGUGAUUGGCGGUGAAGAUGAUAAAUACGCCAUUGUUGAGUUGGGCGAGUAUAGUGGUGAUGCCGGUGAUUCAAUGAGUUAUCAUAUGGGACGAAAGUUCUCGACGAAAGAUCAAGAUAAUGAUAAUAAUCCAACAUCGAAUUGUGCUAAGGAUUAUAAGGGUGGCUGGUGGUUUGAUAAUUGUUAUUCGAGCCAUUUAAAUGGUCCAUAUUUGCAGGGAGCCCGUUCCUGCAGAGGCGGCAUCAAUUGGUAUCACUGGCAUAACUAUAUGUAUUCUUUGAAAUUUGUUGAAAUGAUGCUGCGGCCAGUUCCCGGUGAUGAGGAUCUCGAACACACCACAACUGAAUUGGCAGAAGCCAUCAACGUAACUAAGUCUUCAAAUGCCAUAUCACCCGACGGAUUAUCCACGAAUGGCGAGUCUAGUACCUAA